This is a messenger RNA of Carcharodon carcharias (great white shark), 1884 nucleotides long. RefSeq lists its product as uncharacterized. Gene Ontology annotation, biological process: T cell receptor signaling pathway; regulation of T cell proliferation. Bases 24 to 1166 code for a protein of 380 amino acids. The transcript has 6 exons. The record is from RefSeq and is a predicted model, not a curated record. Gene Ontology annotation, cellular component: external side of plasma membrane. NCBI's taxonomy places the organism in Eukaryota, Metazoa, Chordata, Chondrichthyes, Lamniformes, Lamnidae.
GGGGCACAACUCAACCCCGCAUCAUGACUCCGACACCCCUCACUCCUCUCCGUGCCUGGACGCACUGCAUCUCUCUGCUUUGUGCUGUGCACGGCCUGAUGCAGAAUGUCUCCCAGGUCCCUUCCUCUCUCAGGGUCACGGAAGGAGAGGUCAUCAGUCUGACCUGCACCUUACAGGCAGCAACCAAAGACAUAAAGGAACUCAGCUUCAUCUGGAACUUCGGGAAUACUGAGGAGACCUGUCCUUUAGUAGCUAAAGAUUCUGAUUCGUCACGUUGUGACAUUCCUGAUCCAAGAGUCUCCAUCACGGCUCACUUACCAACUAAAUCCUCAGUCUUAACCAUCACCCAAGCAACUCGAAACCAUAGUGGCACCUAUGGGUGUCAGGUCAAGAUUUUCAAACCUCUCCCAAUCAUGAGCUUUAAUGGAAAUGGAUCAGUUGUACGGGUAGAAGCGUCCAGAAAGAUGGAAAGCAACGUUUCCCAGUCCCCCUCUUCUCUCUUGUUAACAGAAGGAAACGUCAUCACUCUGAACUGUACUUUAUGGACCGCAGAUAUACUCCCAGAAGAGCUCAACUUCACCUGGACCAGUCAGAGUACUCAGGUAUCCUGCCACGUAGAGGCCAAUGUUUCUGUAUCAUCGCAGUGUGAUAGCCCUGACCCAAGAGUCACUGUCACAGCUCAUUUACCAAGUGGAUCCUCGGUCCUCAGAAUCAACCAAUCAACUCUGAAGAAUAACGGAACCUAUAGGUGUCAGGUUGCGAUCCUCAAACCCCUCCCAGUCAGGAUACUGUAUGGCAAUGGGUCUGUUGUAAUGGUGCGGGGGAUGGUGAACCCAUCUUCUCUGGACUGGCUUAUGCCCUUGGCCGCAGUUUCCGCCCUCCUGUUAGUCUUUCUAUGUGCGUUUUUGAUCUACAUCCUGGUGAGGAAAAAUAACAAAGGUCAAGCUCGGGACAAGGCGCCCGGACAAGUCAUCCGGAACCGGUGGUAUCCUGUAUCCGAUGAUCAGGACUCAUCAGGAGUGGUGUAUUCAAUGGUGCAAGACCCUACUUCAGGUCUCCACCAGCAACAGAGUGAGGAGGCAGCUUACGCUGAAAUCAGCCUGCCUGAGCUGGACCGCCCCCCACGUGAAUGGGUGAAGACGGAGUACGCCAUGGUUCAUCGAUAAUCGGAGCAGGAACACAGGUCAGCACCAGGGUCCCAGCUUCUGAGAGUCCAGGGAGAAUCCACACUCCGAUUGAGCUGGGUUAUGCCGGCCCUCUGUGGUCGAAGGACAGAGCUUGAAAAGGGAAGGCCUGAUCACAUUGGGAAGCAACAGGAAAUACUUGCAUUGAUAUAGCGCCUUUUAUAACCUCAGGAUGUCCCCUGGCUAUUCGCAACCAAGGAAUUACCUUUUUUUUUUCUGAAGCGUGGCCACUGUUGUAAUGUACGAAACACGGCAGCCACAUUGCGCACAGCAAGAUCCCACAAACAGCAACAUGAUAAAUGGCCCAGAACAUCCGUUUGUGCGAUGUUGAUUGUAGCAUAAAUAUUGGCCCCCCCCUCCCCAAACCCCAACCCGCUCUCCUUCGAAAUGGUGGCCGUGGGAUCUUUUACACCCACCCGAGGGGGCAGACUUCUGAGGAGUGGAGGGGAGGACGAUGCUGUCACCUUGGGAAGGAAGAGGACCCCACGCAAUUCUCAACCUGACAUGCCGCUCCAGUCAUCACUCUGAUCAUCACUCUGCACGCUGACCCUCAGAGCUAGGGGAACACAGCUGGUCACCAUGGAGGCUACCCCCUAUUUUGGCCCUGGGGUGUGGGGGUUGUGGGGGAAGAGAAGGGCCGGUAGCCAAAGGGGGGAGAAAAUUCUCAAUGUAAUUGAAAUAAAUUUGGCACUGGCACUAA